GUAGCUUCUGUAGUUUGAACCUGGAGCAUCUGAUGAGGGCCAACGUAGAAUCCUGUUCUUUGGCAUCCGGAUGUAGAAGUUGAAUGCUUGUCGAUUCGGGUACAAGGUGGGUUUCCCUCUUCGUGUAUGUUAGAAUGACUAAUGAGAGACUCUGGAGUCCACUCAUGGAUCAGCUGCACUUUUCAGUUUCUCUUUGAAGCAGAUUAGUCUGUUUCCAAUGAAAAAAUUAAUUACCUGGCCAAAGGGCAGGGUCCAAGCUAGUAUGGUAUUGAUUAGAAAAGAGAGUAAUCCAUGUAAUGGAGAAUUGGUCAAGUUCUCAUCUUAGUUGAUAAUUUUUAUUUGCCCUCUUUCUUGACAGCUACUGGAUCUUUAGACUAUAGAAGCUAGAAAAAGAAAACAGAAAUAAGGAAAAAAGAAGAAUCCCUCUCCUUCAAGGAUUGUGUUUUAUUAAUGUGAGUUCUUCCUCACUCUCCUAGAUAGGGGAACAUGUAACUGCUUUUCCAAAUUGCUUGAGUGUAUAUCUGAUGAAACUUUUAGCACAUCCCAGUUUAGGGUUUCUCCACUUUCUUGGUCCAAGUUAUGGUGCUCUAGUACUGCUGGUAUGUUCCCAUGUAGCUGCUGAUUAUUUUCAACCUCUUCUUCCUCGUAGGCCUCAUAUAAAACAAUUUGUUUAUCCAUGAUUGUGGGUGACUCUGCAACUUUUCCAUUGGUAGCAGAAUCAAGCUUGGUGCUUUUUUCAUCACUUUCCGAUUCUGAGCUGCUAGUGUCGUGAUCAUCUUGGUAGUAGUGGUGAGAUCUGGAUCUUGAGAGCUCGAUUGCAGCUCUAGCAGCUGUGACUGCAUAAGCUGCUGAUUCAAAAGCUUCCUGUGCAGCAGCUGCUACAUCUGUAUACUUGUUUCUUGCUCUUAACGGCUCAGACGAAAGCUCUUCAUCUGGGAUUGAACUUUCUUGCUUCAUUUGAUGAUUAUCGGCGAUGUCCUUUCUCAUUAUCUCAACUGCAUGUGGUAGAUGAUCAUGGAGUUUCAAAUCGAGGGUGAGAUGGACCUCAGAAGCAAUGCUUCUCAACAAUUCAAUACUGCUUUCCAAGGUUGUCUGCCUUGCUGAGAGCUUCUGGAUGAUCUUAGCCAAUAAAGAGAAGAGUUGUUUCAGAAUUGUUGUUUAAUUGGAAGAUGCCACGAAUCUCUUGCAGUUCAGGGAACUCUGCACACCUCGAAGAUGCAAAGAUCAAGCUUGAGAUUGUCUCCUUCAGCUCAUCUGGGCAUUCUCUUCACAAACAGAAACAAGGAACCUGCAGUAGUUCUCCAUCAUGUCAAGCGCAUCGAGCAUGUUUCGAUCCUUCACCACAAACUCUACCUGCAAAAAGUGGGAAAAGGAAAAAUGGUGAAACUAAGAUCCUGAUGUGGAGGCAAUUUCCAAUAAGGGAAUGAAGGUUACGCGAAUGAGUGCUCUUUCGUGUUGUUGAAGUUUCAGGAUGUCGACCACAUCGGACCUGGCCUGUGAAUACCGAGCUUGCCUCUGCUUUCUGAGGAUGGUGAUCCUUGAGACAGCAAGGUUUGUUACAACCUUCAAUUUGCAGGCUCUGAAGUUUCUCCCCAGAAGAGCAUCCAGUUUUCUACCCAUGUCUCCCUCUGUUCCUUGUUUUGCUUAUGGUGUCUGGUCAAAACUUCAGGCCUUUGUCCAGGCUAGCUAGUGAGGUUAAGUUAUUGAUUACUUGAUUGUUAUAUAUAAGGGGGGGCAUUCAGAUUUUGUCUAGGCUAAUAACAAUUAGGAACUUGGUCUGUGACCAUUAUCUUCCAUCACAGUCGUUUGCCUGAGUAUGCUUAUUUGUGACAGCAAUUUCAAUGACCCAAUUGGCUGGAUUCUGGUGUCUUCUGUGGAAGGUCUUUUUAUCUCCAUACCAUCCAGCUUUGAAUUGUGAUAAAAAUAAUAUUUGUAAAAGUGGUAAACUAAUGUAAACUGCAACGGU
This is a messenger RNA of Linum tenue, 1966 nucleotides long. NCBI's taxonomy places the organism in Eukaryota, Viridiplantae, Streptophyta, Magnoliopsida, Malpighiales, Linaceae. The record is from the annotation of a GenBank genome assembly.